Gongylonema pulchrum is the source of this 294-nucleotide messenger RNA. Lineage: Eukaryota; Metazoa; Nematoda; Chromadorea; Rhabditida; Gongylonematidae. The record is from the annotation of a GenBank genome assembly.
ACGGGCGAAGUUGAUGAAAGAAUCGGCGUUGACCAGGGCAGCUUUUCGCUAGGCCUAUCAAUUGAUGACCAAAAUCGAAUAAUUGCAGCCAUCAGAGGACAACCGCUUCUUCGAGUUUUCCAGAAUGGUAAACUGGUGAGUGAUCUGUCGCCUGCGUUCAGUGAAGAAUUGUCGGCAAUCUGGUCGGAAGUCCUUUUCGAGAACGGUCGGCUGCAUAUCGUGGAUUAUCUGACUAGCACACUGAAGACUUUUCGCUAUCCGAUUGGCAGUAGCACCGACAGCAACGACGCUUAA